UUGGUCGUUUAUUUGGUGCUGAGACGCAAGCGCUGUCAGUCAGUCGAGUCGAGCUCUACUCCGGUAGUCUGUUUGUUUUACAGAGGCGCUUUCUCUUACAGUGAAUGGAAUCGCCACAAAAAUGCGUUGCUAAUGAAUGUGUUUCUGCAAUAUGAAGAAUGGAAGAAGACGAUGUGACGAUUAGAGAGCAGAAUUUCCACAGCCAAGUGCGCGAGUACAUUGUCUGCUUCCUCUUGUUUGCAGUGCUGUACAUUGUGUCGUACUGCAUCAUCUCACGCUACAAGAGAAAAAGCGAUGAUCAGGAAGAUGAGGAUGCCAUUGUCAACAGAAUAUCGAUGUACCUGUGUACAUUCACACUGGCAGUGUCUGGAGGAGCUGUCCUUCUCUUACCAUUUUCUAUAAUCAGUUAUGAGAUUGUGCUCUCCCUACCAAAAAACUACUACAUACAAUGGCUCAAUGGAUCACUCAUUCAUGGCCUGUGGAACCUGGUGUCCCUUUUCUCAAAUCUCUGUCUCUUUGUGCUGAUGCCUUUUGCCUACUUCUUCCUGGAGUCUGAGGGCUUCGCCGGUUCGAAAAAGGGCAUAAAGGCUCGAGUGCUGGAGACAUUUGUCAUGCUCUUUCUGCUGGGUCUCCUCAUCCUGGGCAUUGUAUGGGUGGCGUCCGCUCUCAUUGACAAUGAUGCCGCCAGCAUGGAAUCGCUCUACGAUUUAUGGGAGUUUUAUCUGCCAUACCUCUAUUCCUGCAUCUCUCUGAUGGGAGGCCUGUUGCUGCUUAUGUGUACUCCAGUAGGACUGUCACGCAUGUUCACAGUGAUGGGCCAGUUACUAGUUAAACCAACAAUUUUAGAGGAUCUUGAUGAGCAGAUUUAUUGUAUACAGCUGCAGGAAGAGGCCUUGGAGCGUAGACUCAAUGGUACGAUGUCAAACUCUUAUUUCCGUGGAAACUCUCAGCACCAUCUCUACAAAGAGCUGGACAACAUUCGCAAUCAGAGGAACAAACUCGAAAGGAGAAAGAAGGCCUCAGCCUGGGAAAAGAACCUCCUUUACCCCAUAGUGAUGCUGAUCCUGCUUGCUGGAACGGCGAUUUCUGUUCUCCUGGUUGCCCUGAACAUUGUGUACUUGCUUGUUGAUGAGACAGCUUUGCCAAAGGGUUCAACGGAAAGAGAUAUUGGCAAUGCCUCCUUAUCCACAUUUGGAGUUGCCCAGGCGGUUAUUGAAAUCAUUCUCAUGUUUUAUCUGUUGGUCUCAUCUGUGGUUGGCUUCUAUAGCCUUCGCAUCUUUCAGGAGCUUACUCCCAGAAAGGACGACACUACCAUGACAACGAUCAUUGGUUGCUGUGUAUCCAUUCUAGUGCUGAGCUCGGCCUUGCCUGUCAUGUCCCGAACACUUGGAAUAACAAGGUUUGAUCUCCUGGGUGAUUUUGGACGAUUUAAUUGGCUUGGAAAUUUUUACAUCGUACUUUCGUACAAUCUUCUGUUUGCCGUGGUAACCACAUUGUGUCUGGUCCGAAAAUUCACAUCUGCUGUGCGAGAGGAACUCCUCAAAGCCCUCGGUCUGGAUAAAUUAAAUCUGUCCAACAGUCCGACAGAUGCAGAGUCAGGGAAACAUGCUGUCAACGGUCAUCAGAAAACUCUGUGAGAACAAAAUCCAGUCAUCCUCACACAAACUCAUGUAUGUGUAUUCAGUUGACUUUUUCAUUUUAAGAGUAUAGUGAUAUAACAUCAGAGAACAUCAAAAAAACACACAAAAAAAAUGUUGAAGAGUUUGGACUCAUAGUCACCCGACAUGCAGUGUAUGUCCAUCUCUCAUUUGAAACUCAAACUCCCUGCAGAAUGCUUCCAGCUAUAACCAGUCUGAGAUUCACAAUGAUUUCAAUUGGGUUUGCAGUCUUUGUUGUUCAGCUUGUAAAUGCUUUCAUGCCAAUUCUCUUAAGUGAGAAAAUGUUCUUUUCUUGCUGACCUGCACACCUAAAAGACCUCCUGACUGCACCUUUCAAUGAGGGAUUAUUAUUAUUAUUAUUAUUUUUAUCAUCUAUAAUUUUUCCCUAGUUUGAUCAAGGGAAAUAUGCCAAGCUGAUAAUGUCACGUGUAAUGAAAUUUAGUCUCAGUUAGGGCAAUUAUUGUUUAACAACAUUUUCUAAAGUUAAAUGGAACUUUUAGAUGAAACAGGUUGAGGCCCAUAAAAACAAUUCCCCUAAAAACAACACACAAAUGACAUAUAAACAUAUACAGUGAUAUUGUCAAGAGACCUUUAUUACCUUUAUGUGAUAUGAGUACUAAUAUAAGAAACUAUAUUCGAUUAAGAAUUGCAGAAUGGUCAAAUUUAACACUGGGAAAGAAAGCAUUGCAGUGAGUCUAGCUGAACAUUUAAACUCAAGUUAAGUUACAGAUGUUUUAAUGCCAAAUUAACUGGUUCUUAGGCAAAUGGGGCAAAAUGUGAUGGCCAAUCACGAUGAUGAAUACUCUAAAAGUUUCAUUGUCAGCAUUGGUCCAUAGCUGUCAAAUAUAUUGCUUGAAUUUUGAUGUGUAAAGUAAGUUUUGUGAUCUGAAAACUUGUUAUUCUUUGUCUGCCAUUGCAUAUGUUUACAUUCACUUUGUUGUAUUUAUAAGGUUAUCUAUUAUAAAUGAGGAAGCAUUAUGAUUUUAAUUUCCUCAUGCUUUACUGUGACAGUUCAGGUUUGUUGGAUGUGACAGAAUUUUGGGUUCGAGCCACUACCAACAACCAGCUUAACAUGUUAUUGUGUUUACUUGAAUUGGUUGCGUUUAGGAAUGUUGCGACCAGCCGGUCAAUCUUGCUAAUAUCACCUCAAUGAUUUAACACAUUUAAUGGAUUGAAUCGUCGUCUUGAAUAAGGAAGGUGAUCACAUUUAAAUGACAGCAAAGAAAUGCAGCUUUUUUUGUCUUAGUAGUAAAAUGCACCAAAUAUUUGGGAGAAGGUGAGGCACAAUCUUGGGAUAUGCUUCCUGUUCCUCUACUUAAAUCUGCUGCUACUUCCUCCACAACAUUUGAUACUAUACUAUGCUACAUGUACUACGCAAACUGAGAGCAUAUAGCCAAUAACAUACAUCCUUUGAACUUGGUUAUUGCUGCAGAGCUUGUGGGGAUCUAUAUAUUUGCCUUAUUUCAGCAUCACUAGCAAAACAGCCUUCCUCUGCAGCUGCUUUGCUUUUUGCAAAUGGCAGAUUAUCCGUGAACAUAGAUAUUUGUAAGCUUUUUCACUCGCUCUCAUGCUGGAUUUUAAGCCAGCUCAGCCUGUUCAGUCUAAUGAAAUACCGGUCUACACAGAUCAGAGGCUAAACUCGUACAUUAUGUAGGAUCUUGUAUAUAAAGGCUGUGAAAACAGGACUGCAGAGUCACAUCAGUCUGAUUCACACCUAUUAAAGCUUAUUGUGCGGUGAAAUGAAUGUGAAGUCCGAGCGGAGUCAGUUGUCAUUAUGCAUGUAAGAAAGCAGCACGACUCAUUGAAGGGUCUCCUUUGUAGCUAU
Sinocyclocheilus rhinocerous is the source of this 3483-nucleotide messenger RNA. RefSeq names its product limb region 1 protein homolog. Gene Ontology annotation, biological process: signal transduction. The transcript is spliced from 17 exons. The record is from RefSeq and is a predicted model, not a curated record. NCBI's taxonomy places the organism in Eukaryota, Metazoa, Chordata, Actinopteri, Cypriniformes, Cyprinidae. The coding region runs from base 159 to 1637 and encodes 492 amino acids. Gene Ontology annotation, cellular component: plasma membrane. Gene Ontology annotation, molecular function: transmembrane signaling receptor activity.